AUGCGUUACUCACUCAUCUUCGCCAGUCUGGCUGCCGCCGCCAUCGCCUUCCCCAUGGAGUUGAAGGACGUGAAGACUGCGAACACAGUGGACGCAAUGAAGCCCAACGACGAUUUCAAAGACUACACUGAGUAUGGCGCAUACGGGAAGUACAGUGAAUACGUCAGCUACCCCGAAGUAGCAGCCAAAAUUAUGGCAAAGACAAACAUGAAACGCGACAACAUGAAGGUCGAUGAGAUGAUGAACGAUGCCACCAUGGCCAACAUGAUGCUCAAGGAGAGCAUGAUGGUGCACGCGAAGGCCGCGGACAUGAACAGUUUGGAGAAUGCUGAGAUCAUGCGAAAAGAUACGAUGAUCAAGGAUGUGAACGUGAUGGCUGCGAACAUGGACGCAAAGCAGGCUGCAGAUUCCAGCUACGGCAAGUACGGCAAGUACGGCAAGUACUCCAACUACGGCGAGUACCCAGGUGAUGCUAAGGAGGAGGCAAAGAAGAUGGAGAUGGCGAAGAUGGAGAUGGCAUAG
This is a messenger RNA of Didymella exigua CBS 183.55, 522 nucleotides long. RefSeq lists its product as uncharacterized. NCBI's taxonomy places the organism in Eukaryota, Fungi, Ascomycota, Dothideomycetes, Pleosporales, Didymellaceae. The transcript is spliced from 2 exons. The coding region runs from base 1 to 522 and encodes 173 amino acids. The record is from RefSeq and is a predicted model, not a curated record.